Messenger RNA from Fonsecaea multimorphosa CBS 102226, 2631 nucleotides. RefSeq lists its product as uncharacterized. The record is from RefSeq and is a predicted model, not a curated record. Gene Ontology annotation, biological process: regulation of DNA-templated transcription; DNA-templated transcription. The transcript has 2 exons. NCBI's taxonomy places the organism in Eukaryota, Fungi, Ascomycota, Eurotiomycetes, Chaetothyriales, Herpotrichiellaceae. Gene Ontology annotation, cellular component: nucleus. Gene Ontology annotation, molecular function: zinc ion binding; transcription cis-regulatory region binding; DNA-binding transcription factor activity, RNA polymerase II-specific. Bases 1 to 2631 code for a protein of 876 amino acids.
AUGGCCAGCAUCGACACCUUCAAUCACAUUGAUCCAGCCUUGCGAGGCUCCAACCUGAGCAGUCCUCCCAAACCUCGCGACUCUCAGCAACACUACCACAAUCCUCCUCCUGGCGCCUACUCUCCUCUGCAACCCUCUCUCCAGCCAUCCCCCAAUAACUCGUACCAAUCCAUCCAGACUCCCAACUACUACCCCACCACUUCACACACGCAAGAGAGUCCCGACGACCAAAGUCCGUCCGGCAAUCCCAACGACCCCAAUGAUAUUAAACGGCCGCGCGCCUGUGAGGCGUGUCGACAGCUCAAGGUGAAAUGCGAGCCCGACGACAACCAUCCUACGGGAUCGUGCAAGAGAUGUGCAAAGGCAAAUAGACAAUGUAUCGUCACCGCCCCUAGCCGGAAGAGGCAAAAGAAGACAGACAGCCGAGUCGCCGAGUUGGAAAAGAAGAUCGACGCCCUCACCGCGACUUUGGCAGCAAGAGGAGGAGCUGAGCCUGAUGUCGCCGUUGAUCCAGCCAUAUCCGUCUCGCACCCUAACCCCCAGGAACGCGUGCAGGCAUACGGAGGUCAAUGGCAUCAACCUCCUCCACCACCACCGCCGCCGCCGCCGCCGCCGCCAUCAUCAGGGAGCGCUCAGUCUCCGCAACAAGGUGUGAAGAGGAAAAUCACGAGCGACUAUGAAUACUUCGGUGGAGAGCUGCAGAAAUCUUCCGCUCUGUCGUACAAACCUCCCAUACCUCCUCCCAAUACCUAUCAGCCUGUUCUGGAACAUACGACCAAGACUGAAGAGCCGGCGACCGUGGAUCCCAUUGAACGUGGUCUCAUCGAUAUCACCACGGCGAGGAAAUGCUUCGAUCGUUAUAUGGCGGAAAUGUGCGAGCAUCUCCCAAUGGUCGUCUUCCCACCCGGCACUCAUGCCGACGAGAUUCGCAAAAACAAACCCAUCUUGUUCCUUGCUGUGCUUGCGGUCGCUUCCGGUACCGUCCGACCGGAUCUUCAACCGGGGCUGAUUUUAGAAAUCACCAGGGUACUGGCCGACAAGGUUAUCAUCCGAGGAGAGAAGUCGCUGGAGCUGGUUCAAACCAUUCAAGUCACGACAUGCUUCUACCAGCCUCCCGAGAAAUACGAGGAGCUAAACUUUAACCAGUUGAUUCACAUUGCUGCUGUCAUGGCUCUGGAUCUAGGAAUGGGUAAGAGAUCGAGACGAGGUGGGGGAAGCAUCUGGCGACCGUAUCAUGAGAACAAGAGACCGCUGUCAGAUCCCAAUAGUGUGGAAGUGCGACGAUGCUGGCUGGGCUGCUAUUACAUGUGCUCCAAUUCCUCCAUGUCUCUUCGACGACCACUACUGAUCCGCUGGAGCCCUUACGCCGACGAGUGCAUUGAAAUCCUUAUUUCUUCGCCGGACGCUCAUCCUUCAGACAAGUAUCUAUGUCAUCUCGUGCGUGGACAACACAUAGCUGAAAAUAUCGGGCUUCAAUUCUCCAUGGAUGACCCGGCUUCGCCAUUGUCAUUGACCGACCCCCAAACUCAAUACCAUCUAAAGACAUUCGAGCGCCAGCUUGUCGAGUGGCAACAUGCCGCUACCAAGGAAAUGAUUAAGAAGCCAAUCAUCCAACACACUGAAGGGAUUCUCAAUCUUUAUAUGCACGAGAUCGCCAUGCACCACAACCAUAAUAUUGACGACUUCCGACCUCCCUACAUCUCCACUCCGAUCGAUGGCCCUCCAGACCCGGAUAACGUCACGCCAGCUCAUAUAGAAGCCCUGACCACUUGCAUCAACUCCGCUCAUUCCGCGUUCGAUGCUUUCUUGGCCAUGGACAUACCGGCCCUGAGGGCACUACCCACCCUUUUCUUUGUUAGGAACUCUUACGCCGCUGUCGCGUUAAUCAAGAUGUAUUCGGCUGUGUCUGCCAAGGGAUCUAAAUUCAACAUCAUCUUCAAAAACAAAGAUCUGAAGGUGGAAUACUACCUCGACAGAAUGAUAGAGGCGCUCAGCAAGGCUUGCGAAGGCAGCAUGUCCCGCGUGGCUCACAAGUUCACUCUAAUUUUUAAUAUGCUCAAAAGCUGGCACAUGAAGAGAAUAGACUCGGUGAAUAAUGGAAGUGGACCGGUCUCCAGACAGCGGACACCGGCGAAUGGCAAUGUCAACGCCCGCGGCGGCAACAACAUGUCGCAGCCGCAACAGGCGCCAAACACAUACAAGGCUGUUCCACCGCAGCAGGACCCGUCGAAUUUGGGUUGGAAUUCGCAACAUCGCGGGUCUGUGGACGGGAAUGUUCCGCAGCCUCACCAACAAGCCCAGCCCCGGAGCGGCCUGCAGAUGCUGUCCGAGGCAGCAAUGGGUCCUGCGCCUGGACCAGGUCCUGUAAUGCCUCAACCUCAGCCCACACCUCAACAGCAAUGGUCUCACACCAUCAUGAACAACCCAGCUCAACCCAACAUGCUACCUGGCAUCAACCAAAUGUCUGGUGGUUAUGACCAAGCCGCACCGAUGAUGCCCUACAUGAUGCCCGGACCUGGAGGGGACAUGAUUCCCAUGGAUUUCACGAAUGAUGAGCUUAUGGCGUUUGGCUUCGGGGACGAGUUCCUCGCGAUGAACUUUGGGUUCGAGACGAGUGGGUGGCCCCUGUGA